Messenger RNA from Sphaeramia orbicularis (orbiculate cardinalfish), 2179 nucleotides. RefSeq names its product BTB/POZ domain-containing protein 1-like. Gene Ontology annotation, biological process: neurogenesis. The record is from RefSeq and is a predicted model, not a curated record. Gene Ontology annotation, cellular component: cytosol; P-body. NCBI's taxonomy places the organism in Eukaryota, Metazoa, Chordata, Actinopteri, Kurtiformes, Apogonidae. The transcript is spliced from 8 exons. Bases 168 to 1580 code for a protein of 470 amino acids. Gene Ontology annotation, molecular function: protein binding.
UUCCUACACGGACCUGCGCACUCUAGCUACUAGCAGGUAGCUAAACAUCAAAGUGCGAUGGCGUCCUGCGCGAUGGGCAACACGUCAACACAUUACAUCUUCUACUUCACGCUUUGAUUUGUGUCAACAUCAGCUAGUUGUAAAUUAGAAGAAAAAUAUAAGCGAUAAUGGCGACCGGGGGCGGUGGCGGCGUCGGCGGCGGCUUGGCGUCAAAUCAUGACGGUCAAGAACCAGCAUCCAACUCGGGUCAGUCCGGAGCCGCAGCCGCCGGGCUCUCCGGUGCACCGGCCCCGGCUCCUGCCCCGUCCGCCUCCCCGCCUGUCCUCGGCCUUCACCGGGAGCCCAUGUACAACUGGCAGGCAACAAAGAGCUCCCUGAAGGAGCGCUUCGCCUUCCUCUUCAACAACGAACUGCUCAGCGACGUCCGGUUCAUCGUGGGGAAAGGCAGGCAGGCCCAGAGGAUACCGGCUCAUAAAUUCGUGCUGGCCGCCGGCAGUGCUGUUUUUGAUGCCAUGUUCAACGGCGGGAUGGCGACGACCUCCGCUGAGAUAGAGCUGCCUGAUGUGGAACCGGCAGCUUUUCUAGCCCUGCUCAGGUUCCUUUACUCUGACGAGGUCCAUAUUGGUCCAGAAACUGUGAUGACAACUCUGUACACGGCUAAGAAGUACGCCGUUCCAGCUCUAGAGGGUCACUGUGUGGAAUUCCUCACCAAGCACCUCAGAGCUGACAAUGCUUUCAUGCUCCUCACUCAGGCCAGAUUAUUCGAUGAGCCUCAGCUUGCCAGUCUCUGCCUGGACACGAUAGACAAAAGCACUGCAGAUGCAAUAAACGCCGAGGGCUUCACAGACAUUGACCUUGACACUUUAUGUGCAGUGUUGGAAAGAGACACGCUGAGCAUCAGGGAGAACCGUCUGUUUGGGGCAGUGGUGCGCUGGGCGGAGGCAGAGUGUUACCGACAACAGCUUCCCCCCACCUCAGAGAACAAACAGAAGGUUCUGGGAAAAGCCCUCCCACUCAUACGCUUCCCACUCAUGACUGUUGAGGAGUUCGCUGCAGUAAACCCCAAACCUCGGGUCGACUACAUUGACAGGCCCCGCUGCUGCCUCAGGGGGGAGGAAUGCAGCAUUAAUAGAUUCCAGCAGGUUGAGAGUCGGUGGGGGUACAGCGGUACCAGCGACAGAAUCAGGUUCAAUGUAAACAGAAGAAUAUCUAUAGUGGGUUUUGGCUUGUACGGUUCAAUACAUGGACCCACAGAUUAUCAGGUCAACAUACAGAUCAUCGAGAGCGACAAGCGCGUCACCCUCGGUCAGAACGACACAGGUUUCAGUUGUGACGGCACAGCGAAUACUUUCAGAGUGAUGUUCAAAGAGCCUGUGGAGAUCCUCCCUAAUGUCAGCUACACUGCAUGUGCCACUUUAAAGGGCCCAGACUCCCAUUACGGCACCAAAGGGUUGAAGAAAGUAACCCAGGAAUCAGCAACAGGGACCAAGACCACCUUUUUCUUCUUUAGUUCACCUGGAAAUAACAAUGGUACAUCAGUGGAGGAUGGACAGAUACCAGAGAUCAUUUACUACACUUAGACGUGACGCAGUGACAUGCACGUACGUUGAACCAGGAAGACCUCAGACCGCUGGGAAGACUGGACCGCUGGAGAUUUAGUGCCUCAUAAUUCCACGGAGUAGAGAAUGUGUGAAUGUGUGUUUAUGUGUGUGUCUGUGCUGUGUUUCUUUCCUUUAAAAUAAACAAGCGUUGUACAGACACGCCCGUUAAUACGGCAACAGUUGGAAUUGUAGAAAAAUCACAGCUCUGCUCAUUGGGUCUAAACUGUAUCAUCAUUUUGUAAAUUAUUUUAAAAACAUGUGUUGUAUCGUCAUCAGUAAGCUGCCAGUGCAGGACUCAGACCUGCAUAUGUGACAUUACAGACACUACCUUUUGUUGAUCAAUGCCAUUUGAUUUUGUCAUUUUGUCACCGUUUUUGCUGAUGCAUUUACUGAAAGUAUCAUUUUUGCAUUUUUUUUUUUUUUUUUUUUUUUAAUCGUGCACUGUUAUUUACUCAGCAGGAGUCUACAAGUAUUUUAUUUUUUUGCAUUGUAACAGGAUCGAUCUGUGUUAUGUAACUUUACCAGUGGUACAUGCUGUAAUUUAUGACUUCAUGUUUGCCUAUCACGUCAUUAAAUAU